Saccostrea cuccullata (small rock oyster) is the source of this 546-nucleotide messenger RNA. RefSeq lists its product as uncharacterized. The record is from RefSeq and is a predicted model, not a curated record. NCBI's taxonomy places the organism in Eukaryota, Metazoa, Mollusca, Bivalvia, Ostreida, Ostreidae. Bases 1 to 459 code for a protein of 152 amino acids. The transcript has 3 exons.
AUGCCGAAAGAAAAAGUUUCCUAUGUUAAGGACGAUGAACCAGAUUUUAUUAAGAAGUUUAAACAGAGAGUAGGCUACAAGGAGGGCCCAACAGUAAAUACAAAGCGUGAGAUGCCAGACUUUGAUGACGAUGAAGACAGACCAGACAAUGAGGACGAGAAGCCGGUCGUCGUACAACUGAGGGAGGGGGAUCUAACUGCUGAAGAGGUGGAAAGGCUGCAAAAGACAGAGGAACCCCCAGCUGAUGGUAAGAUCACGUUUAAGAAGCCAGUGAAGAGGAGUGGGGAGGAUCCAACAGAAUUAAAAACUUCUACAAAGAAGAGGAGCGGGGAGGAGGCAUCAGAAUUAAAAACUUCUACAAAGAAGAGGAAAGAGAAGGGAGAGAAGAAGAAAUCAGGGAAAGGUGUCAAGAACUCGACUCUGUUGUCAUUUAACGAAGAGGAAGAGGAUGUCACAUGACACAUGUCAGAAGAUGUCACAUGACACACAUCAUGUCAUAGGAUGUCACAUGACACAUGUCAUAGGAUGUCACAUGUUACAGAAUGU